CUCAAACAAAAACAAACGUAUAGAUUUUGUUUUGGCUAAAUUUUCAUCGUUUUUUGUUAAUAUUUGGAUGUGCAUUUGUCGAAAUUAAUUCAUUAACACGAAUUCAAAGGUCAAUUUACUCACUCAAGUACUUAAUUUGUGAUAAAAUGCCAAAUUCAAUGGAAAAUUCAAAGGAAAAACAGAACGAUUUAUGGGACGACACUCUCAUCAUCAAAGCAUACGAGGAAUCCAUGAAACUCGCAAAGGAGGAAGUUGCCAAACGUCUCGCGAAUGCCACAAAUAAAUCCACGAAAAAAUCCGUCGAAUCACCCGGAAGCUCAAAGCAACCCGCACAACCGAAGGAUUUCAAGGUCGGCGAAUUUUGUCGUGCCACAUACGAAGAUGGCGUCGAUUACGAGGCAAAAAUCAUGGCAGUCGAUUCCAAUGGGAAAUUCACAAUUCGCUAUAUCGGCUACGAGAACGAAGAGUACAAAGAAAAGUCUGAAUUGUUGCCAUCGUGGGGUAAAAAGGCACGAAAACAACAAAAAUUCGAAGCUAAACAAGCUGGCAAUGUAGCAGAAGACGGAUCUGAGUCAGGAGUCAGCAUGGAACAUGAUUUUGGAGCUGGUCAAGUCCUUUUCGAGCGACAAAAAGCAGGAAAAGCUCAAGCAAAAUCAUCUGGGGGAGUAUUUUUCCCGCCACCCCCGCCGAUGCCCCCCAUGCUCGACGAGAAUCUCGAAGAUGCUGAACAUUUGUCAGCCAUGUUGAUGUCGUGGUACAUGAGCGGAUAUUACACCGGCUUGUAUCAAGGACAGAAAAUGGCAGCAGCACAAAAACGCAAGGGACACUAAACUCGAUUUAUUUAGUAAAAGUUAAGCCAAGCUACAAACUACUUAGGAUUUAAGUGAAAAUGAUGUGAAUGAGACUCCUGUGAGAGAGCAAAAAAUGAGUGAAUACAAGAAAUUAUAGUUGAUUACCAAAAGCUUUGUUCCACU
Molecule: messenger RNA, 974 nt
Organism: Culicoides brevitarsis
Lineage: Eukaryota; Metazoa; Arthropoda; Insecta; Diptera; Ceratopogonidae
Gene: Smn
Product: survival motor neuron protein
Exons: 2
Coding region: 147-830 (227 amino acids)
Source: RefSeq, a predicted model, not a curated record